Leopardus geoffroyi (Geoffroy's cat) is the source of this 238-nucleotide messenger RNA. Its product is annotated as 40S ribosomal protein S28-like. Gene Ontology annotation, cellular component: ribosome; cytosolic small ribosomal subunit. Gene Ontology annotation, biological process: translation; maturation of SSU-rRNA; ribosomal small subunit assembly. Bases 26 to 235 code for a protein of 69 amino acids. Gene Ontology annotation, molecular function: structural constituent of ribosome. NCBI's taxonomy places the organism in Eukaryota, Metazoa, Chordata, Mammalia, Carnivora, Felidae. The record is from RefSeq and is a predicted model, not a curated record. The transcript has a single exon.
ACCCAACGGCCACCCUGCCAGCAUCAUGGACACAAGCUGUGUGCAGCCCUUCAAGCUGGCCAGGGUCACCAAGGUGCUGGGCAGGACCGGUUCUCAGGGACAGUGCACACAGGUGCGUGCGGAGUUCAUGGACUACAUGAGCUACUCUAUCUUCUGCAAUUUGAAAGGCCCCAAGCAUGAGGGCAACAUUCUCACUCUUUUGGAGUCAGAGCAGGAAGCUCGGAGGUUGUGCUGAACU